AUGCCAGAGAAAGAUCCAUUAGAAAGUUUUUACAGACAAUUCCAAGUAUUUGUACAAAAUAACCCAAAUGUCAUCUCUGCAGCCAGAGCAGCUUCACAAAUUCCGGAAUCCGCAAAAGCGGUUGUUGUUCUUUCUCCCUACUCGCUGAGACAUACGUUUCCUCGAGAUUGGGUCAGCAAGUCCUAUCGAAAGACUAUCGUUGAGCGACCAGAAAGGUUGCUUGCAGGCUCAAUGGGUAUAUCGGCCGCCGUGACGAUGUAUCCUGCCUUGUUCACUCUGAAAUCAUCCCACGAAAGAAAGGGGUCUUUGUUGUCUGCUCAUGUAUUGAAAAUUCAUGGUAAAGAUUGGCCACCAACACUUUUGCAUCUUUGUAAGGAAGCGGAUCGUAAACUGGCAAAGCAAGCGAUAGAAGUUCCUGAUAGUUGGAAUUCUGGCGAUAAUUAUUUAAGCUCAAAAACAAUUGAAGCUCUGGAGGGAUCAAUUGGUGCGUUAGAAACAGGUGUUGAUUCUAUUUUUAGCGGCCCAUCACCAGAACAUAUAAGUAACAGAGCUUUUGUUGCUAUAAGGCCACCCGGGCAUCAUUGCCAUGUUGCUACACCGUCUGGUUUCUGUCUUUUGAAUAAUGCCCACGUUUCGAUUGAGUAUGCCGCCGAUAGAUACGGAGUUACCCAUGCUGUUAUUUUGGACUUCGAUUUACAUCAUGGUGAUGGUACUCAGGACAUUUGUUGGAAACGUGCCGGGUUCAGACCUGAAGAAGAAGAAAAAGAUUCUGAUGGUUAUGAUGAAUUUGGUAAGAAAUUUUCAGAAUUUCCACAGGUUGGUUAUUUCUCAAUGCAUGAUAUAAAUUCCUUUCCAACAGAGUCUGGUUACGCAACCAAAGAUAAUAUUAAAAAUGCAUCAACUUGUAUAAUGAAUGCUCAUGACGUCAACAUUUGGAAUAUACAUCUUUCGGAAUGGAAAACAGAAGAAGAAUUUAAUAAGCUGUAUCAGUCAAAGUAUCGAACUUUAUUUGCUAAGGCUGACGAUUUUUUCAGAUCAGCAAAACUACAAAUGGAGGAGCUAGGCAAGCCCUAUAAGGCACUUGUGGUUAUAAGCGCAGGAUUUGAUGCCUCAGAAUUUGAACAAACAACUAUGCAAAGACAUGGAGUUAACGUUCCUACAAACUUUUACACAAUGUUUACAAAAGACGCUUUGAAACUAGCGCAAAUGCAUUCGGAUGGUAAAGUACUCUCUGUGCUAGAAGGCGGAUAUUCUGAUAAGGCGAUAACCUCAGGAACAUUUGCGCACUUGAUAGGCUUGCAAAAUCAGAAUUGGAUUAAAGAGUGGGGUUCGGAGCAGGUCGUAAAAGAAAUCGUUAGAGGUUGUAAAUCAAAUUGGAAGCCAUACAAGAGUAAAAAAUCGAAAGAUGUUAUAAGAAUAUGGGCUGAAGAGGUCAUCAAACUGGGGCGAGCAAUGAUACCUGAAUUUGAAGAGUAUUUAUUCAACGCCUCUUUAACAAACAUGAACAGUGUAGAGGAAUCCAAAACCACUUCACUGGUUACCCAGAGGUUGACAAGAGCUCAAGCACAACAACUGGAGGAGCAGGAACGAAAGCACCAGCAGAAGCAGGAGGCGUCGCAAGAAACUAAAACAGAAAGACGCACCGCAACUACUGAAAAACCUUCUGAACAAGUUCCAUUUGCCAAGCAAGAGCUACUUAGCGAGGACGAGAACGAGAACGAGGAUGAGGACUACGUUUACGACGAAGAGCUCAAUAAAACUUUCAAUCGAACCGUUGAAGACAUCACCAUCGAUGAUAUUUCUCGACAUCUUGAAACCCUCGAGAUCAUUGAAGCGAGGGAACCUGGUACUCGUGGCCAGUCGGCGAAUGUGCUAACGUCAACCAAUUCAAAGCAGUCUCGUGAUAAAGCAAGUGCUCAAUACAAGGUCCCGACGGGCACUACCACCAAACAUUUAAGAAAUUCUUACCGCAACUCUAAUAUACUAGAACAGAAUGAAGUCAACAAUCAAAAACAUGGGUACGGCAGCGCUCGCGACCAACCGCACGAUUCGGCGGCAGAUCAAGAGCAUGAUGAAACAGACAUAUCAAUGGUGUCCCAUGUAUCCACCAGAAAACAUACUACGAGAAGCGGAUCAAGGUGGUAA
Zygotorulaspora mrakii is the source of this 2145-nucleotide messenger RNA. RefSeq names its product histone deacetylase (gene HOS3). NCBI's taxonomy places the organism in Eukaryota, Fungi, Ascomycota, Saccharomycetes, Saccharomycetales, Saccharomycetaceae. The transcript has a single exon. Bases 1 to 2145 code for a protein of 714 amino acids. The record is from RefSeq and is a predicted model, not a curated record. Gene Ontology annotation, molecular function: histone deacetylase activity. Gene Ontology annotation, cellular component: nucleus.